Molecule: messenger RNA, 2481 nt
Organism: Antechinus flavipes (yellow-footed antechinus)
Lineage: Eukaryota; Metazoa; Chordata; Mammalia; Dasyuromorphia; Dasyuridae
Gene: ACADM
Product: acyl-CoA dehydrogenase medium chain
Exons: 12
Coding region: 16-1581 (521 amino acids)
Biological process (GO): fatty acid beta-oxidation; medium-chain fatty acid catabolic process
Cellular component (GO): mitochondrion
Molecular function (GO): flavin adenine dinucleotide binding; medium-chain fatty acyl-CoA dehydrogenase activity
Source: RefSeq, a predicted model, not a curated record
CCUAACUCCGAGUGGAUGUGCCUCUGUCAUCUUCCAUCCAAUCCUGUCCCCUGGGGGGCGGGACUCUCGCUCCUGGACCAAAGUGGGCGGAACCCCGUCUCUCCUCAUCCAAUCCGAUCGCGCGGUGGUCGUGACUCAGCGAAGCUUCCUCGCACGAGGCGUGUCCCAGGGCCUUCGGGUUCUCGCCGUGUGGGCGGGGCCAGGCGCCUCUGCCCUAAAAGUCUCGGCCCGGCGGUUGGAAGUGGAGCCGGUUCUGAACUGAGGGACUGCGGCCGGGAAGGAGAAGGAGAAGGAGAAGACAAAGAAAAAGACAUGGCAGCGACGGUGCUGAGGCGCGGGGCACGGGCGCUGCAAGGCUUUCCCCGGAGCUUUUGGAGGUCGCAGCACACCAAGAGUGAGCCCAAGCGGGAGCCUGCGCUGGGAUUUAGCUUCGAGCUCACGGAGCAGCAGAAGGAGUUCCAGGAGACGGCGCGCAAGUUCGCCCGAGAAGAGAUCAUCCCGGUGGCGGCGCAGUACGACAGGACAGGGGAGUACCCCGUUCCCCUGAUCAAAAGGGCCUGGGAGCUGGGGCUCAUCAACACCCACAUUCCGGAGAGCUGCGGCGGCCUGGGGCUCGGGAUCUUCGACGCCUGCCUCAUCACGGAGGAGCUGGCCUACGGGUGCACCGGCGUGCAGACGGCCAUCGAAGCCAACUCCCUGGGGCAAAUGCCCGUCAUCCUCGCCGGGAACGCCCAGCAGCAGAAGAAGUACCUCGGGAGGAUGACGGAGCAGCCCUUGAUGUGCGCUUACUGCGUGACCGAGCCCGGGGCGGGCUCCGACGUGGCGGGUCUGCAGACCAGGGCCGAGAGGAAGGGCAACGAGUACGUCAUCAACGGGCAGAAGAUGUGGAUAACCAACGGGGGGAAAGCCAACUGGUACUUCCUCCUGGCUCGCACCGACCCCAACCCCCAGGCUCCGGCCAGCAAAGCCUUCACGGGCUUCAUCGUGGAAGCCGACACCCCGGGGAUCCAGGUCGGGAGGAAGGAGAUCAACAUGGGCCAGCGCUGCUCGGACACCAGGGGCAUCGUCUUCGAGGACGUGGUCGUGCCCAAGGAGAACGUCCUGGUCGGGGAAGGCUCCGGCUUCAAGAUCGCCAUGGGGGCGUUCGACAAGACCAGGCCUCCGGUCGCCGCCGGGGCCGUCGGGCUGGCGCAGAGGGCUUUGGACGAAGCCACCAAGUACGCCUUGGAGAGGAAGACCUUCGGAAGGCACCUCGUGGAGCACCAGGCCGUGGCCUUUCUGCUGGCCGAGAUGGCGAUGAAGGUGGAGCUGGCCAGGAUGGGCUACCAGCGGGCGGCGUGGGAAGUGGACUCGGGCCGCCGCAACACCUACUACGCGUCCAUCGCCAAAGCCUUCGCCGGCGACAUCGCCAACCAGCUGGCCUCUGACGCCGUGCAGAUCUUUGGGGGCAACGGCUUCAACAGCGAAUACCCCGUGGAGAAGCUGAUGCGAGACGCCAAGAUCUACCAGAUUUACGAAGGGACCGCCCAAAUCCAGAGGCUGAUCAUAGCCCGGGAGCACAUUGGCAAGUACAAGAACUGAGGCGCCCCAGCCCCGGGAGGGGCUGCAAGAUGUCUGCCGCGGGACGGAACCCGGGAAACCAAACCGCCAGGGGCCGGGACGGUAGCUGUAGGCCUUUGUUUUAGAACAAGAAAUCUUUGGCUUCAUUAAAAUACUUGCCUGUUCUUCCAAUGGCGCUUAUACUUGUAGUGCAAAGCAUCGAGGGAACAUUCUGAAUUGUUCGGAAAACUGUCACUGCCCAAAGGCCGAGCGCGUCCAGCGGCCGACUGCGACCGCUCUGUGAAGGAAGGGAGCUCCCUCCCGACCUUUACUGGCAUAUUAUUCCUCAGGUAAUCAGGCCUUCCCACGGUUCGGCUCUCGAUCCCUAAUUCUCGCCUUUGCCCCGCCAGCUCUAGGAUUGGCAAACUGGAGAAUUCAUCUGUGUCCACAGGGUGUCUGUCCCCCCACCGCUGGGCACGGGACUUCUAGGGCACCCACUCUGCCAGCGCCUGAGGACGGGAGGAAAUCUGGCUCGAGAGCAAACCAGUUUCUCCCUCGCCUUUCUUGGUAAAGAAGGCCAGCUCUUUCUCUGGGGGAGGCUGCCCCUUCUCUUAGGCUCCUGUGCACAGGAACCGGCUCCUCCAUGGCCCGUGACUCCGAUUAGGGCUCGAGGCACGUUUUCCUCCCUUCCCUCAUAGGAGUAUAUGGGAGGCGGAUCGGCCGCUGCACUUGUUUUGAUUUUGAACUUAAUGAGCCUGUCGGUAAAAGAGGCAACCCAGCUUAUUUCUUAAACUGUCCCACCAGACCCUUCUCUGAAAAUGUAAAUAUGAUGAAAUAACGGAGGAACGAGAAUUCAACAAGUGUCAUUUUAUAAUUCCUAGACAUCCAAUAGCGGAUAGUCUUAUAAUGAGUUACCAAAAUAAAGUGUUUUUGCAAAACGUG